AUGCAAUCCAUCUCUACCAUUGUCGUAGCCUUCGGGCUUCUCGCCUCGCAAGUCACAGCCACGAUCGCCUUGGGCAACAAUGCCAAUAACAUCUGCAAAUUAACAGCCUCGAUAGAUUCUCCUCGACGAACGUGUUGGGAAUCAGCAGUAAUGUGGAUCUACAGUGACAACUCAUGCAGUGGCGUCGUCAUCCCCAGCUCACCUGUUAAUGUAUCGAACGGUUUCAAUUGCAAGUACUGUCUUUCUACUGACAACUCCAAUCGCAGACGCACAUCAGGGGUUGCGGAACCGACACAUGAUGAAUUGACAACAAUGAUGGAUCAUUCGCCCAUAAACGCGCUCGCAUUAGCCCUCCUUCCAACACGGAUUGCGGCGUUCAGCUCACGUGAAAGCGCUAAGCGUGAGCCCACCGUCUGA
Messenger RNA from Alternaria alternata, 417 nucleotides. RefSeq lists its product as hypothetical. The record is from RefSeq and is a predicted model, not a curated record. NCBI's taxonomy places the organism in Eukaryota, Fungi, Ascomycota, Dothideomycetes, Pleosporales, Pleosporaceae. The coding region runs from base 1 to 417 and encodes 138 amino acids. The transcript is spliced from 2 exons.